UGCCGUUGGGUUUUUUCUCCUUGAUGUGAUUUGAUUUGGGUGGAGACCACAUACUCCGAGGCGCACGGAGGGUAUCUGGCUGGCCGAUGAUAAAUAGGCCGCUGUCUCCCGCAUCGAAGUUUUCAUCCUCACCAGUCUCUACUCGACUACGACCUACUUCACUACAAGCGACUACGCUCUACGACUUACUCCAGACAUGUCUACUCCUUCCGCCUCUUCCGCUGUCCCUCUGCGCUCCCUUCGUUGCGCCGAAGUCCUCGAAGAUGGCACUCGCUGCCCCGGCCGCGCUGUCCAGACCGGCCUCAAGUGCAAUGUCCAUUGCACCAAACCAGGCUACAACCAUCGAUGCCCCUAUGCCACCGGCAUGUCGGGUUACACUCUGCAGUGCUCCAAGUCCUGCAUGGAGGGCUUUGACGGGUGCUUCCAUCACCGCCGCUUCCCCGAAGCGGACUAUGUGGGUCGCUGCACCCACAUGACCAAGAAGUCCGACUUGAAGAUCCGCUGUUCGUGCAAGUCGCUUCAUGGUCGCAAUGUUUGUGAGUGGCACGACCGGUAUCCCACGCGCUCCUAUCUGGAGGUGAUGCAGGUGGAUCGAAAGCCUGUGUAUUACGACUCCGACUCGGACAACGAGCCCGGUCCAUCGACUCCUCGUCGCACCCAUAUGAAGCGCACUACCCGCGCCCCCGAGGCCUUUUGGGAUGCCGAGGAUCACGACGAACCUGCUUUUGUCUCCCCCGAGCAGAAGGCCGCCGAUGCCAAGAAGGCCGAGGAACUCGCCAGGAUCGUGAGUGCACUCAUGUCUGUCUCGGACAGAGGCGAGGCCAUCGAUACGGAUGCCGUCAGCAAGAUCAUUGCUGGCGUCAUGAGUGAACGCUCCCCCAGAGAGCGUCACUCCUUCACUCCCGCACCCAAGGCCUCCAAGGGUACCAAGGUCAAGACUGAGCGUGGCUGAAUGAAUGGUGUAUUGUUUUGUUUGUCGACACAGUCAUGAAUACAUUCGCGCUGCGCCACUCGUCGACAA
This is a messenger RNA of Polychytrium aggregatum, 1021 nucleotides long. RefSeq lists its product as uncharacterized. The record is from RefSeq and is a predicted model, not a curated record. The transcript has 3 exons. The coding region runs from base 197 to 952 and encodes 251 amino acids. NCBI's taxonomy places the organism in Eukaryota, Fungi, Chytridiomycota, Chytridiomycetes, Polychytriales.